Messenger RNA from Alternaria metachromatica, 1140 nucleotides. RefSeq lists its product as uncharacterized. The record is from RefSeq and is a predicted model, not a curated record. The coding region runs from base 1 to 1140 and encodes 379 amino acids. Gene Ontology annotation, biological process: double-strand break repair. Lineage: Eukaryota; Fungi; Ascomycota; Dothideomycetes; Pleosporales; Pleosporaceae. Gene Ontology annotation, cellular component: cytoplasm; PML body. The transcript has 2 exons. Gene Ontology annotation, molecular function: single-stranded DNA binding; 5'-tyrosyl-DNA phosphodiesterase activity.
AUGAAAGAGCACUACAAGGAGUUCGCUACGAAAGCGCUGGGCAAGGAAGCUGUUCAAUCUGAGUUUGAGGCUGGCGUUAAGAGGCUCAGGCUAGCGAACAUCUAUAGCGGUGUUGGUAUCUUCGAGUUCAGCUUCACCAUGCUAUCGCAAAUACGCACCCACAUCACAUCAUGGUGGCAACAGACACCUUUGCCAGCAGCUGCCGCAACGCCCAACUUCCAGAAGUGGUACAACUGCGAUCAAAACCGCUGGAUGCCAUUCGUUGGUGAGAAAGCCUCUCGACCUGGCGCUCAGCACCAAUGGGCGGGCUCAUUCCGCCUCGUGAGCUGGAACGUAAACGCCGAUGCGCCGUUACCAAAGUCCCGUAUGUCCGCACUACUGCAGGUUGUCAAAACCACCGGAGCUGCAGACGUUGUCUUGCUGCAAGAGGUAUCACGAGAACAGCUUACAGCACUGCUUGAAGACACCUGGAUACAGCGAGAUUGGUACAUGAGCGAUAUUGAUGACUCUGCUUUUGGAACCCAGAAGUUCAUCAGCAUCACGAUGGUAUCCAGGCUGUGGGUGAUCACUGAUGGUAUCCAGCUGGGCACAAUCUGGAGGGUCGCAUUUCCCAGUCGUUUUGGACGCGACGCGCUGUGCUGCGAUCUGAUCCUCAACUCUUCGAGCAAGCAAACGUCGGGGAAAGAGCCUACACGAGUUCGCCUGAUCAACGUCCACCUGGAUUCGCUGCCAAUCAAUCCGUCGAUGAGGCCGCGUCAAGUUUUCAUCUGCGCUUCAUACCUCGGGGCUGCUGGUCGUGGGAUCAUCGCCGGCGACUUCAAUUGCAUUCUUCCGGAAGAUGAUGACCUUGUCAGUAACAAUGGUCUCGCGGAUGCGUGGGCAGAGCUUCAUCCGAAUGAUUCAGGCCAUACUUGGGGCGUGUACGGUGAACAGUCGUUCCCACCAAAUCGGUUGGACAAAGUUGCUCUGCUGAACCUCCACCCAUCAGCUAUGCGCAUCCUGCAAACAAGCGAAGUGAGAUCCUGUGGUGGAGAGAUGUCGGCCGACGCAGCGGAAUCGGGGUCUGGAGCGCAUUUCAGCGAUCACUUGGGUCUUUGGUGUGACGUUGGGUGGGCAGAAGACCGACCAAACCAGGAUUGA